CCCUCUCGCUCUCAAAAAUCCGGACACCAAGAAAAACGAACGGACAAUCCCACCUCAGAGAAGAGCCAGCGAGCGAGCGAGCGAGUUAUGCACUCCGAUUCGGAGCCCCGAAAAGACGGCCACGACCCGAAACGGAGGGCUUGACGAGCCGCGCGUAGCCGCCGGAGAUGGAGCUGUCUCUUCCUUCUCUGUCCCCGAGCACUUCGGCAGCUUCGCUCGCGUCCUCCUCCAGCAGAGCUUCGAAGCUCUACGAUCGUGGCGGGAGGAGGAGGCGGGCGAGCUUCAGCGAAGCCAGGCCUCAACCUCAGGUACGGUGCGUCAAGUCCUCCGCCGAGAGGACCAGUGACGGGAUCGACGCGAACAGGGAGAGAGAUGACGCAGGAGGAGGACAUUUCGCGGGUCCUGCCAUGGAGGUGACCACAUUUGACCGCAGCUUCAGCGAUUCGGAAUUCCCAAUUUGGGAGAAGAUCGGUGCUGUUGUACGGCUCAGUUACGGAAUCGGUAUAUACGGCGCAAUGGCGUUAGCCGGGCGGUUUAUUUGCUCAUUUACCGGGAUAGAUUGCAUGGGAGGGUUCCAUCCUUCACUGGACGUGAUCCUCGAAGGGCUCGGAUACGCUGCCCCUCCGAUCAUGGCUCUUCUGUUCAUACUAGAUGACGAGGUAGUGAAGUUGUCACCUCAUGCUCGGGCUAUAAGGGACGUGGAAGAUGAAGAGCUCUGGAGCUUCUUUUAUGGGAUGUCGCCGUGGCAGUUCAUACUAAUUGUUGCUGCGAGCUCAGUUGGGGAGGAGCUUUUCUACAGAGCUGCCAUUCAGGGAGCACUCGCCGAUAUGUUCUUUAGGGGCACAGAUUUGGUCACCAACGCUAAAGGGAUCGCUUCUCUGACUGGAGUGCUACCACCUUUUGUCCCUUUUGCCCAGGCAUUUGCAGCGGUUAUUACGGCUGCGCUAACAGGUUCUCUGUACUAUGUGGCUGCCUCCCCAAAAGAUCCCACAUACGUAGUUGCUCCAGUUUUGCAAUCUCGCUCGGGUCGUGAUAAUCUGAAGAAACUCUUUGCAGCCUGGUAUGAAAGGAGGCAAAUGAAGAAAAUCUACUCUCCUCUUCUUGAAGGACUUCUAGCUCUCUACCUUGGGUUUGAGUGGAUUCAGACAAACAACAUCCUUGCACCCAUGAUAACACAUGGGAUUUAUUCUGCGGUAAUACUCGGACAUGGCCUUUGGAAGAUUCAUGACCACCGGAGAAGACUACGCCAACGAAUCCAGCAGCUUAGAGAGGGAAACAAUUCGAAAUGAACACCGAAUCUGCAUAAAUGUAGCUCCGCGUGCAGGGAACUUGUACAUUACAUAGAGUUGACUAUUGUCCAGUAUAGCGGCAGAUGUAAUUUUAGUGGAAUUACCUUAUACAUCAACAAUAUGUUAGAGAAAUUCAAAGCCAUACACAUGAUAUCAUAAGAGGCCUCUUUU
Molecule: messenger RNA, 1460 nt
Organism: Rhodamnia argentea
Lineage: Eukaryota; Viridiplantae; Streptophyta; Magnoliopsida; Myrtales; Myrtaceae
Exons: 9
Coding region: 168-1289 (373 amino acids)
Biological process (GO): CAAX-box protein processing
Cellular component (GO): membrane
Molecular function (GO): metalloendopeptidase activity
Source: RefSeq, a predicted model, not a curated record